Messenger RNA from Panthera uncia (snow leopard), 5141 nucleotides. It is a transcript of the gene DIS3L2, whose product is annotated as DIS3 like 3'-5' exoribonuclease 2. Gene Ontology annotation, cellular component: P-body; exosome (RNase complex). The record is from RefSeq and is a predicted model, not a curated record. The transcript is spliced from 21 exons. Gene Ontology annotation, molecular function: 3'-5'-RNA exonuclease activity; RNA binding. NCBI's taxonomy places the organism in Eukaryota, Metazoa, Chordata, Mammalia, Carnivora, Felidae. Bases 395 to 3019 code for a protein of 874 amino acids. Gene Ontology annotation, biological process: miRNA catabolic process.
UGGCUCUCGAGCAGGGGGCCGCGGCGGCCGGGGUCGCCCAGCUAGAGCCACCGGCUACAGUUCAUCGCCCCCGCGAGGCGAGGCCACAGAAGUCGCGCUGGCCCUUCGCCAACUCCUGCCACCACCACCGCAGAGGAACGACGGCCGACCACCGUCUCCGCCGCGCUCUCGAGGCGCGCGGCGUUCUUGGCCCCGUCCGGCCACCGUUGCUUUCUAUACAGCGGCGCCCCUGACCCGGAAGAGCAUUCUCCUUAGCAACUGCGGGACCGCGGCGGCGCCAGCCUCCCGGGAGCGACGCUAGUGACACCUGAGCCACUCAAGGCAGGAAGAACUCUGAGCUGAGCAGUGGAGGCCUCUCUGGAUCUGGAGAGAAGAGGUCACCUUGGAACCAGUAAUGAGCCAUCCUGACUGCAGGCUGAACCUCCGGCCCCUGGGGACCCCCAGAGGUGUGUCCUCUGUGGUUGGCCCACAUGGUGUUGGUGCUUCGCCAGGUGACAAAAAGGCAAAGAGCAAGUCCGUACGAGGGAAGAAAAAGAGCAUAUUUGAAACCUACAUGUCCAAGGAGGAUGUUUCAGAAGGCUUGAAGAGAGGAACACUUAUUCAGGGUGUAUUGAGAAUUAAUCCAAAGAAGUUUCAUGAAGCCUUCAUUCCUUCCCCGGAUGGUGAUCGAGACAUUUUUAUUGAUGGUGUUGUUGCUCGUAAUAGAGCCUUGAAUGGGGAUCUGGUGGUCGUGAAGCUGCUUCCAGAAGAGCAGUGGAAGGUAAUUAAACCAGAGAGCAAUGACAAAGAAACAGAAGGUACCGAUGAAUUAGAUCUCCCUGAAGAGCUCUGUGGAAGCCAUCUCCCGCAGCAGUCCGUGAAAGGCUAUAAUGACAGUCCUGAUGUCAUUAUAGAGGCUCAGUUUGAUGACAGCGACUCGGAAGAUGGACAUGGCAACACACAGAAUGUUCUGGUUGAUGGUGUUCAGAAACUCUCAGUUUGUGUUCAUGACAAAGGAAAAGAAGAUGCCGAUGCCCCCGUCACAAAAGAUGAGAGCACCUCCAUGUCACAGGACACAAGAGUUUUAUCAGAGAAGUCUCUGCAAAGAUCAGCAAAGGUGGUUUACAUCUUGGACAAAAAACAUUCCCGAGCAGCAACGGGCUUUCUCAAACUCUUGGCUGAUAAGAACAGUGAACUGUUUAGGAAAUAUGCCCUGUUUUCUCCCUCGGACCACCGAGUGCCUAGAAUUUAUGUGCCUCUCAAGGACUGUCCCCAGGACUUUGUGACCCGGCCUAAAGAUUAUGCCAACACACUGUUCAUCUGCCGCAUCGUGGACUGGAAGGAGGACAGCAAUUUUGCCCUGGGGCAUCUGGCUAAGAGUCUUGGGCAGGCUGGUGAAAUUGAGCCUGAAACAGAAGGAAUACUAACAGAGUAUGGUGUGGAUUUCUCUGAGUUUUCUUCAGAAGUUCUAGACUGUCUCCCUCAAGGUCUGCCCUGGACAAUCCCACCAGAGGAAUUCAGCAAGAGAAGAGAUUUAAGGAAAGACUGUAUCUUCACCAUUGACCCAUCUACUGCCCGCGACCUCGAUGAUGCCCUCUCCUGCAAGCCGCUUGCUGACGGCAACUUCGAAGUGGGGGUUCACAUUGCUGACGUCAGUUACUUUGUUCCUGAGGGAUCCCCUCUGGAUAAAGUAGCUGCUGAGAGAGCCACGAGUGUCUACUUGGUUCAGAAGGUUGUCCCCAUGCUUCCCAGGCUGCUGUGUGAGGAGCUGUGCAGCCUCCAUCCCAUGACAGACAAGCUGACCUUCUCUGUGAUCUGGACACUCACCCCAGAGGGCAAGAUCCUUGGUGAAUGGUUUGGUCGGACCAUCAUUCGCUCCUGCACCAAACUGAGCUACGAGCACGCACAGAGCAUGAUUGAAAGCCCGACUAAGAAAAUCCCUGAGAAGGAGCUGCCCCCCAUCUCCCCGGAGCACACCAGCGAGGAGGUACACCAGGCCGUCUUGAAUCUCCACGGAAUUGCAAAGGAGUUACGCAAACAGCGGUUUGUGGACGGCGCGCUGCGUUUGGAUCAACUAAAACUUGCUUUCACUCUGGAUCACGAGACUGGAUUGCCUCAAGGAUGUCACAUCUACGAGUACCGUGACAGCAACAAGCUCGUGGAGGAGUUCAUGCUCUUGGCCAACAUGGCAGUGGCCCACAAGACCUACCGCGCCUUCCCUGAGCGCGCCCUGCUGCGCCGGCACCCCCCGCCCCAGACCAAGAUGCUCAAUGACCUCAUGGAAUUCUGUGACCAGAUGGGGCUGCCCAUGGACUUCAGCUCUGCCGGGGCCCUCAACAAAAGUCUGACCAAAACAUUUGGAGAUGACAAGUACUCACUGGCCCGGAAGGAGGUGCUCACCAACAUGUGCUCCCGGCCCAUGCAGAUGGCACUGUACUUCUGCUCGGGGACGCUGCGGGACCAGGCACAGUUCCGGCACUAUGCCCUCAACGUACCACUCUACACCCACUUCACCUCCCCCAUCCGCCGCUUUGCUGACGUCCUGGUGCACCGCCUCCUGGCCGCCACUCUUGGCUACAGGGAGCGGCCGGACCUGGAACCCGACGCCCUGCAAAAGCAGGCCGACCACUGCAAUGACCGCCGCAUGGCGUCCAAGCGCGUACAGGAGCUCAGCACCGGCCUCUUCUUUGCCAUCCUCGUGAAGGAAAGUGGCCCCCUGGAGUCAGAAGCCAUGGUGCUAGGCGUCCUGAACCAAGCCUUCGACGUGCUGGUGCUGCGCUACGGGGUGCAGAAGCGUGUCUACUGUAAUGCGCUGCCCCUGCGGUCCCACCACUUCCAAAGGGUGGGCAAGAAGCCGGAGCUCACGCUUGUCUGGGAGCCUGAGGACCUAGAGCAGGAGCCGGUGCAGCAGGUCGUGACCGUCUUCAGCCUGGUGGAGGUGGUGCUGUGGGCGGAGACCUCGGCCCUCAAGUACAGCGCCACCCUGAAGCGGCCAGGCUCCGAGGGCCUCCCGGGCCCGCAGGAUGAGGAGGAAGCGUGACGUGACGGUGACGACGACCUCCAGCCCAGCCGCACCCCACCCACACCUCUGCCCCACCCGCUGGCUUUUAGGAAUAGGGCCUUUUGACACCAAAGGGGAUUUUUAAUUUGGUUUUUAACAACUCAGGGUUUUUGUUUUUAUUUCUUCGUUUUGCUUUAUUUUUGCAGCUCAGUUUUUAAACAAAUUGCAGAGAGGAGAGGGUGGGGCCGGACGGAAGGCUGAGGCCCGGCUGGUGCUUAACCAGAGCAGAACAGGACUCGGUCCUCCCGGGAGGCCAGCCCCUCUUCUGCCUGCCCACCCACUGCCUUCCCCUGCCCAGGAAGCCGGGGGUUUUCAGCAAAUCAGUGUCAUGGAAUAAAAUCAGGUGUGAAUCGUGGUCCGCUGUGUGGGGCACCCCUGGGAGGCCAGGGCCGCAGGGUGCCUCUGGGACCCACGACUGGGGACCUGGCCCGGGCUCCACCCCUCACAGCUGAGCUGAGAUCGCCACCCUCCGGAACCUCUCUGUCAGUUCCAGGAUGAUUCACAGAGCUGGCCACAUGUCACACUGUUGCCAGGGCCUCAUUCCGGCUGAUUAGAAAUGUAAUUAGUAUGCAAGACAGCAAGCUCAGCCAUCACCCUGCCUCAAGUGGCUGUGUCCGUCCCUGCCCCCACCACUUCCUCUCUGCCUGCUGGCCUCAGGAUGGGGGAGGCACGGGUCCUAUAACACCCCCCCCCCCCCUCAGGUCCUAGGCCAGAGCUCUGAGUGGCCCUGUCCACACCCCCUUGGUUCAAGCUGGCCCCUCAGCACCUCCAGCGCCCGUCCCAAACCCUGGCAGCACCCCGAGGGGUCCUGGCCUGCCAGAGGGAAGGAGGGCCCUCAAACUGGCCUUCCCCACCAGGGAUGGGAAAAUGGGUGCCUGGUGGCCCUAGGCUGGCCUAGUCACCUGCCUGGCAUCGUCCUGAGCGCCCACCAGUGGCACCGUCCUCGGGGACCCAGGGACAGAGAUGGAGGGCCGUUGGGCGGUGCUGUCUCCCCAGCUGGCCUGACCACGGCCUGCACUCCUUCCCCACCUAACUGGGAAACCACAGAUCAGCUUCCCCAGGAGCCGCCAGGAGCGAGGGUGAACGGUGCCCCUGGCCCCGGCUCCACCGUGCCGUUUCCUCCGGUGUCAGUAUUAAGCCCAUUUGAUCCGGUGGCAGUGAAUUUCCUUCAAAGAAAAACUCAGUACGAUACCCGGGAGGAGGGCCUCGCAGGAAGUGGAGGGCUGAUGGAGCCGCUGCUUUUGCCCACCGGCAGGCCAUGGCCCGUCCUCAUCCAGCACCGGGCUGGGUGUCAGAGGGGAAGGGAGGACACCGUUCGGUUCCUUUCUCUUCCUCCAGCACCCUAGCCAGCCUUCCAAGUGUCCAUCUUGCCACCCCCUCUCCGUUCCUGUCCCCAGAACCUUCUCCUGCAGCCAAGUAUCUGGAAAGGAAGACGGGCGAGGGUCUGGUGGUUUGGCCUUUGGAGGAGGAGAUUUCUGGGUGUUUGCUGUCCCGGGCAGCCCGAAAGAGCCCCGGUGCUGUCCCCGAAGGCCUCCCAUGGAGCCUGGGAGCUGGGGGCAGGGCAGAGCCCCCAUGGAGUGGCACCCCUCAGGGCAGCGGUGUGUCAGAGCAGCCGGGCUCCCUCUCGAGCAGCGUGGACUCAGACCGGACCCCCCUCCCGCUGCUCCAGUGCCCCCCGAGCCCUGGAGAGGCAUAGCCAGCUUGGUCAGCAAAGAUCUUGGCUCCCAGCGCUCGCUUGGGAGUCGCCCUGAUGCACUCUGGAGCCCUGGGGGCCAUUGCGGCCCCAGCCCACCCCCACCCCAUUUGACAGAAGUGGAAACUCUACCCAGCAAGGAAGCAGGUCUCUGGCCAGAGUGACACAGCGAGACUGCCCAGCCAGGACCAGGGCUCAGGCACCUGCCCGCCACUACACCCCCACUGCCUGUGGGCCCAAAGGAGGCGGCCCAGCGCCCUCCCCAAGUCACCGGAGUUCGUCUUCAUCCCCUCCCCUGGCACACGGGGCUCUGGCAGAAGCCCACGGAAGGGGCCGCCCCUCCUGUGUCCCCAUGUGAUGGAGCUCUUGACAAAAGGAUGACCAGCACAAAACCUCGUCAAAAAGGAA